GCGACAUUGUUCAUUGAAAUUCUUUUCGAUGCACAACGGUGGCUAUACUUUUAUUGGUCCGUAACACGAAAACUAUCCCAACAAGGCAACAGGACGAAAAAUGGAAAAAAUAUCUUAAUCGAGGCAUAUGAGUAGUGGCAUGGAGGCCUUAAUAGCUAAUCUUGAAUGUAAUAUCCGGAGCUCGUCAUACACAUGUUUGCUUUAAAUAAUGUUUGGCAAACAUCUCUUGAAGUUUUCUUGAAAGCUGUAUUUUUGCAAUGAUGUUGACUUCACGUUCUCUUAUAUUCGCCCUAUCCUUUAUUCUCUACGGUUUUUGGCCGUUGGUGAUCGCCAUAGAGACCACCAGUUUACCUGCGCCUCCAAAACCAGUGCCAACAGGCGGCGAGUUCUGUCCGCAAAAAGUCUGUGUUGCACCUGGUUCUGGUGGUAGAAUGGACCCUCAGUGUCCCGAUCGUUGCAAAGAUGAUUGCACGUUCAUUGCUGAUCCAUGUUGCCCACAGCAGCGAGCACCAGUAUGUAACGACGCAAUUUCCUCCAGCAGUAUCUCUUCGGCAACUGCUUCUGGAGCUAAUACUUCCCCAACUGCAGAAAGUUCAAGCGCUGUUUCCACUGUCAGCAGUUUUGUUAGUAGCUCGGCAUCUACGGUGACCCCGGCUUCAACUUCUGUCACGAGUACUACGCCAUCAAGCGAGCCAACAUCGCCUAAAUCAGCAGGCAGCCCGAUUGAAUCUAACUUGUCAAUCAUUGCUCUUGCAUGUAUACUUGUUUUAGCUGCUGAUUAUUGUAGUUAAGUGCCAUCGUUGAACAACUUUAAGCAGGAUAUUGCCUUUUAGUUGUUUGCAGAAUAAAUAACGCUGUUUGCGAAUUUUAUGAAUCCUCUGUCCAAUCACAGAUAUUCUUAUGAGUGUUCCGA
Radiomyces spectabilis is the source of this 913-nucleotide messenger RNA. RefSeq lists its product as uncharacterized. Lineage: Eukaryota; Fungi; Mucoromycota; Mucoromycetes; Mucorales; Radiomycetaceae. The record is from RefSeq and is a predicted model, not a curated record. The transcript has a single exon. Bases 258 to 791 code for a protein of 177 amino acids.